GUGGUUUCGAGUUGGUUAGCUUUUAACCAUCUCAGUGAAAUGGUUAAGUGCUGUUAUUUUUAUAUGGCGAAACUACGCUAAAUGAAGUGGGUUAUCGGGAUAACCAACUCAACAGCCAUAACUACGUGGUUAGCUCCGUUGGGGACAUGGUAUUAGGCACCCGCGGGAUCCCGCGUUUUGUAUGGGAAAUAACCUAAUGUGACUAAACAUACAACUAUCGAUAGUGUUUAGAAAAUUCGAUAGUGCCGCCAAAUUAAACCAUCGAUACUAUCGAUAGCCCCAUCGAUAAUUUUCCAUCACUAUCAAAUAGCUUAUUACAAGGAUUAUGUUGCGUUUAAUACCCUUUCGUCCAAUUUUAGUUAAUAAGUUUAAGGAAUUAUGCAAUAACAAUCUGUUGAUGGCAAGUCCUCACUGCUUUUCCAAUGCAUAUAUGUCAUGUCAUGUCGACGGGUCUCGGAGUUUACCACGGUUAAUGGACUUCCCGGAAAUAUUGUGGCCGUCUACAAUCAAUACUUUGAAAAAUUGGUUCUUAAUCCAAUUCAUAAUUCGCCCAUACUUCGAAAAAGAUUUUACGAUCAGAGACUUCGUUUUCGGUGCUAAACAUGCCCUUCAGAUAAUAUCUUCGAAGCUGGUAAAUGGAGAAUUUGUGUCAAUGGAAAACUUUGUUGCUAAAGAAGCUAUUGAUGAACUGAAACCCACUAUACAGAAGUUAUCAGUGGCUCAAAGAAAACUAUUGGUAAUAAAUAAAGCCGAUAUUUACUUCGCGUUUCCCUACCAAGUGGGCAUAAUAUUUGACGAAGAAGAAGAGAAGGUUCAAAAACGUUGGGUUGAAAUAACAAUGGUUUUCCAUGUCCUUCGAGGGUUAACCGAAAUGCGAGAUCGCGGCGAAGAUAUCCCGUGGAAUAUGGGGUCACUGCCGGAAUACCAGGACAAAGUGUUUGUAUGCAAUUAUCGUUUCAAAAAAGAAUUUACUAGUGAUAUUCAGUCGGAUUGGACAGUUAAUGCUCUUAAUCAUUUCAAGCCAAUUGACUUGGUGAGAGAAAAAUAAACAAAACUUUUGUAUAAUAUAUGUAUAAGCUAACAACAAACGAUAGAACUUAUCACAACAGUUUCUUUAACAAUUGUUAUGUUAUGUUAGUAGAGUUAAUAAAAUUUUUGAUUCACUUAAAAGCCGUUAA
Molecule: messenger RNA, 1178 nt
Organism: Rhagoletis zephyria (snowberry fruit fly)
Lineage: Eukaryota; Metazoa; Arthropoda; Insecta; Diptera; Tephritidae
Biological process (GO): protein insertion into mitochondrial inner membrane from matrix
Cellular component (GO): mitochondrial inner membrane
Molecular function (GO): ribosome binding
Source: RefSeq, a predicted model, not a curated record